UGUUUCAACACUUUCAACACAUCUCGCCACUUCUGCUCGACUCCUGGUACGGCCAGGUAGGUUUCAUGAAUCAGGAGAUGAAAUGGAAGGAAGUCGCUGAUGCAAUUGCAUUGCUCAUGAUGAAGUUGCCCAGAAUGAAGCAGAUUCUUAAUAAAUCUAUGAGCACCGACUUUGAGUAUUUGAGGAAGCCAGCGGAAUAUCUCGGUUCUCGUGGCGCUCGUGCUCUUGGUGCUAACACGCUGCUCUUAAUCCGAGCUAUUAGGUUGGUUCUACCACUCAAUGAUAAACAACAGGUUAGGAUUGUCAAAGUUCAUGGAAAAACGUUAGGCAACACUUCUCAUCCAGACCCACAAAUUGUUCUCUGGCAUUGCAAUUAUGAAUUUCUGGAUGCUGGCAUUACCUUGGUUACUCUGGCUUAG
Molecule: messenger RNA, 419 nt
Organism: Botrytis fragariae
Lineage: Eukaryota; Fungi; Ascomycota; Leotiomycetes; Helotiales; Sclerotiniaceae
Exons: 3
Coding region: 66-419 (117 amino acids)
Source: RefSeq, a predicted model, not a curated record